GUGGUGAGCGGACAUGGAAGAACCACGUAGCUCGAAGUAUGCAGGAUGCAGCCAGGAAGGUGUGGAAAAUUAAGCAGAUGUUCCGCCUCCUCCUCCUCAAUUUCUUUUGCCAUUACACCACUUUUUUGCAGCAGCGGUUCUCAAAUUCAAGCGGCUGGAUGCGCUUCUCAUCUUCCUCCUCUUUUUUCUUUUGGCUGAAAAUAUGAAAAAAGCUUCAUUUUUUUCUGGUUGAAGAUAAUAUAGGUAGGAGAAGCCUGCAGAUUUGUGAGGUUAAGGAGCUUCCGUGAUACAAGGACGAAGCUGUUCGAAUGAGGGGCGCUUAAAAAGUCAUCUUGUGUGUGUUUGCAGUUUUGACUUAAAGAUGAGAGCUUUCUGCAUUUGGGCUUUGAUGGAAAGCUGCUAGCUUUUUACAUCCUGUGUGAAAGAUCCGAUCUUGGUGCUAGAAAUCUAUGUAUCUCUUCAUCUUGUUUAUCUGGUAGAACCAGCGAUCUUUAAAGAUUGGUUCUUGUGAUGGGAACGGUGGCAAAAGCUCCAGGUAAUUACUAACCAGCAUUUCUAUGGAGGAGGAGGUGGAGGACGAGGAGGAUCUCACCCGGCGCUGUGGCACUGAUGAAAGAGGUUUUGAUCCCAAGUUGAAAUCUUCCGGCCAUGGCGCUGAACAGAAUUCCGGCGAAGUGAGUCUGAGAGAGUGGCUGGACAGGCCCAAGAGACCGGUGGACUUUGUAGAAUGUCUUCAUAUAUUCCGGCAGGUCGCUGAGGCGGUGAACCUUGCUCAUUCUCAGGGAGUUGUGGUGAACAACAUCAGGCCAUCAUGCUUUGUGUUGUCACCACUCAACCAUUUGACAUUCAUUGAAUCAGCCUCUUGCUCAGACACCUCUUGUGGAGAAGAAGAAGGCGGCCGUAUCGCCGGAGCCCGUGAUUGGUUGAAUUCACGAAAGAGAGAAUUACAUGUGGGGAGUGAAGCUGAUGAUCAAUGGAGGGACUUUCCUCUCAAGAAGAUGUUGAGAAUGGAGUUGAAUUGGUAUUCUAGCCCUGAAGAAGUUGAGGGGAAGCAAAGCACAUUUGCUUCUGAUGUAUAUAAAUUAGGAGUUCUUCUCUUUGAGUUGUUUUGUAUGUUUGAGAGUUUGGAAGAUAAGUUUGGCAAGAUGUCAAACUUGAGAGAUAGAGUUCUUCCACCACAAAUGCUUCUAAAGUGGCCAAAGGAAGCUUCCUUCUGCCUGUGGCUUUUGCAUCCACAGGCAAGUAGUAGGCCUACAAUGAGUGAGUUGUUACGAAGCGAUUUCUUAAACGGAGAAACAGAUUGUUUGGAAGAGCGCGAAGCCGCUAUUAAACUGAAAAAGGAGACUGAAGAACUGGAAUUAGUUCUUGACUUCCUCUUGCAGCUUCAAACACGAAAGGUAGAGGCCGCCGACAAGCUUCAUGACACCAUCUGUUUUCUCUGCACCGAUAUAGAAGAAGUCAAGAACCAGAGGCCCGGUCUCAUAAAAAAUGAAUCUUUCUUUCUUAAACUUGAGAAAAGUGAUCAUGACAUAGCUAUUAAAUUCGAGUGUCCCUUACCAUAUAAUGAAAUAAAUGAAGAAGACUCAUCUUCUUCGGGUUCGCGAAAGCGUGUAAGGUCCCACGAGAAUUUAAUGGCAGAACAGUUUAACAAAAAUGUUGUUGAUGGUUCCAGACCAGAUUCUAACAAAGGGACCCGUGAGAAAAUCCCAUCAAAAAGCACUCGAAUCAUGAAGAACUUCAAAAAGCUGGAAGAAGCAUAUUUUUCUUCAAGGUGCAGAUCUAUGAGGCCAAAAGGCCAACUUUUUAGUAAUCCUUGCAGUGGAUCCACUGUUAGAACUGAGGGGAGUUCUGUAAAUUAUUCAACUUCUAAGCAAAGCAAUGGUGGUGGCAAAAUGGUUGAAUCUGGAAAUCCCUUCCUGGAAGGUUUAUGCAAGUUUUUAUCUUUCAGCAGAUUAAAAGUUUGUGCAGAAGUUAAACAAUCAGAUCUGUUAAAUUCCAGUAAUUUGAUUUGCUCCCUUGCUUUCGACCGGGACAAAGAAUUUUUUGCUACUGCUGGCGUGAAUAAAAAGAUUAAAGUUUUUGAAUUUGAUGCAAUGUUAAAUGAAUGCCAUAACAUUCAUUAUCCUGUGGUUGAGGUGAUUAGUAAAUCAAAACUCAGCAGUGUUUGCUGGAAUGGCUACAUAAAAAGCCAGAUUGCUUCGAGCGAUUUCGACGGUGUUGUGCAGGUAUGGGAUGUUGCUCGAAGUGAAGUUUUAGUUGAAAUGAGAGAGCACGAGAAACGGGUGUGGUCGGUUAACUAUUCGAUAGUGGACCCGACGAAGUUAGCCAGCGGAAGUGAUGAUGGGACUGUGAAGCUAUGGAAUAUCAAUCAGGGAGGAAGCAUUGGUACUAUAAUAACAAGGGCAAAUGUAUGUUCUGUACAAUUUCCACCAGGUUCUGCUCAUGCUAUUGCUGUUGGUUCAGAUCAUAAUGUUUAUUACUACGAUCUUCGUAAUGUGCGGCUGCCGUUGUUGACGUUGGUGGGCCAUGCGAGGACUGUGAGCUAUGUGAACUUUGUGGAUUCAUCGACGCUCGUUUCGUCGUCGACGGAUAGCUCAUUGAAGCUUUGGGACCUAACGAUGAGUUCGUCUGGGGUCAUUGAAAACCCCGUUCAAACGUUCACCGGGCAUACGAACGUGAAGAAUUUUGUUGGUCUAUCUAUUUCUGAUGGGUAUAUUUCUACUGGCUCAGAAACAAAUGAGGUUUUUGUGUACCACAAAGAUUUUCCCAUGCCGGUCUUAUCCUACAGAUUUGGGAGCACUGAUACCAUAUCCGGCCGCGACGCCGACGAUUCGAACCAGUUUGUCUCGUGCUUGUGUUGGCGCGGCGAAUCACAUUCUCUUGUUGCAGCGAAUUCGAUCGGGAAUAUCGAAAUUUUGGAAAUGGUGUAAUUGUUUUUGUUGUAGAAUUAUGAAUAGUGAGAAAUUUGUAGAAUGCAACAUUUGGAUCUUGUUGGUUCAUAAAGAGGUGGGUGAAGGUGAUGAGAUGUUGUAUGAUAGUAGAAAAAUGACAAAGCAUUGUUUAUAGGCAAAAUAUAAAU
Molecule: messenger RNA, 3079 nt
Organism: Phalaenopsis equestris
Lineage: Eukaryota; Viridiplantae; Streptophyta; Magnoliopsida; Asparagales; Orchidaceae
Product: protein SPA1-RELATED 3-like
Biological process (GO): photomorphogenesis; protein phosphorylation
Molecular function (GO): protein kinase activity; protein binding; ATP binding
Source: RefSeq, a predicted model, not a curated record